Molecule: messenger RNA, 1125 nt
Organism: Dichomitus squalens LYAD-421 SS1
Lineage: Eukaryota; Fungi; Basidiomycota; Agaricomycetes; Polyporales; Polyporaceae
Exons: 6
Coding region: 19-765 (248 amino acids)
Source: RefSeq, a predicted model, not a curated record
GUGCCCGUGCUCUAUGUUAUGGUCGUCUAUGCUGUCGUCAUCUUCGCCGCUUGGGUUAUGCCUGGAGCCAGGAUGAUCAUCACCCCCCUCAAACUGUUCACGAUAGGAUGGCAUGAGCUGUGUCACAUAACAUUAGCCGUCUUAACGGGAGGGUCCGUCAUGAAAGUGUGCAUAGACCCCGACGCAGGCGGGGCCACCAUCGUCUCCGGCGGCCAUCCCCCGACCAUCCUCGCCGCAGGCUACGUCGGCUCGACCAUCCUCGGCGGCCUCUUCAUCAUGGCCGGCUUUGACACCCUCGUCUCCAAGAUCAUGAGCUUCGUCAUCGGCAUCGGGCUCGUCGCGCCCUUGGCCCUCGUCCGCAACAAGCUAACCAUCCUGCUCACGGUCAUCUGGGAGGGUCUCCUCAUCGGGUUCUGGUUCAUCGACCAUGCGUGCGUGACUUUCUCGAAUUUUGUUGCUCACAACAGCAGACGAGACGCAUUAUUCAGACAAGCAUUACGAUGGUACUGCUUGUUCAUUGGUGUGAUGAACGCGCUGUACGUCGUCUGGGACAUCGCGGACGACAAGUACUUCCGCAAGGCCAACGACUCCGACGCGACCCAGUGGUCGAUAAUGUACCCCAAGACCCGCGCGCACGUCUGGGCCAUCUUCUGGAUAGCGUUCGAGGUCGCCGUCAUCAUCGGCUUCGUCCUCCUCGGCAUCGCCGCGUUCAAGCGUACCCCAGACGAGAUGGCCGCCGAGGCCGCGCAGUUCCUCCCGACAUAGCCCCGGAAACCCCCCGUCCCUCUCUGGAAAUGCCCCAAGCAUCGUUCCGCAUUCUCGUUGUCAUUACUAUCGCCCAGCAGCACACAAGCAUCUGUUGCAUAUAUACGCAUCGUCCUCGUCGCUCUGCUCUGUAUCCUUCUUUCCUCUGGUGUUCCGUUACUGUAGGUUAUUGACCCGCGCCUGCGCCCCGCGCCCGGUCCUGCAUUCUCCCCACUCACCCGCCCCGUCCACCCCAAUGUAGCAUCCCCCGCGCAGGACGUGUUGGGUUACUAUCCCAAAACGCCCGCCACGUCCAUGUCCCAUCUCACGCCCAGCCCAACGUUAUCUUCCGACCACGUUGCAUAUCUUCGUUCUACAUAU